This is a messenger RNA of Rhodofomes roseus, 832 nucleotides long. Its product is annotated as Cerato-platanin. Bases 296 to 733 code for a protein of 145 amino acids. The record is from RefSeq and is a predicted model, not a curated record. The transcript has a single exon. NCBI's taxonomy places the organism in Eukaryota, Fungi, Basidiomycota, Agaricomycetes, Polyporales, Fomitopsidaceae.
UACGUACGCUGCCGGACCUGCCCUCCGCCAUGGGGCCGACUCGACCAUCGGACUUCAGUCUGCUGAUGCAUGCCUGUACUCACAACGGGCUGCGAGCACCGUCGCAAUUGACAUUCUGGAACCUACGUCGACUCUGCUCUCGUCGUGGCGCCGCUAGGGCUCGGGCACGUCUAGGGGCGUAUAAAAGCUCGAAACCCUUCCGUCAGUCCCCAGCAUCUUGCAGACCAGCACAAGCCCAAGAAGCUACUCACCCAUCCUCGCCAUCACCCGCAUCCUCCCUUCAUCCACCGUCGUCAUGAAGUUCUCCGCCAUGUUCACCGCCCUCGCGCUCCUCGCGACCAGCGCACUCGCCCAGUCGACCGUCACGGUCUCGUACGACCAGACAUACGACAACGCGGGCCAGUCGCUAGACACCGUCGCGUGCUCGGACGGGCCCGAGGGGCUCGACCCGCCCUACUCGACGUUCGGCGACCUCCCCGACUUCCCGUACAUCGGCGGCGCGGCGGCCAUCGCCGGGUGGGGCUCGGACCAGUGCGGGACGUGCUGGCAGCUGCAGUACACGACGCCGACGGGCACGCCGUACACGGUGAACGUGCUCGCGAUCGACCAUACGGACGCGGGCUUCAACAUCGGCCUCACGGCGUUCAACGCGCUGGUCGGCGGCGAUGGGACGUUCGUUGGCAGGGUGGACGCGACGGCUACUCAGGUCGACAAGUCGGUCUGCGGCCUGUAGGGCGGUGGUAUGUGGGUGCUGUCUCUGUGCUGCGGGUUUGUGCGGAGGCUGACGUGUUGGUGUAUCCUGCAGGACUCCCUGACCAAGCACGACCAGCCC